CAUGCGUAGUGUUUGUGAUACACAAGUCACCAACUCUCUGUUAAGCUUGUCAUCCACAUAUCCAAAUCGACAGGGCAGGGGGCUGUUCCUGUAAGCAACCCGUCUCAAAUCUUCUGCCUCAAAAACACACUUCAACUGAAAUUAUAGAAAAAAUGUCAAUACCAUCUUCUGUUACUUGUCUUCACUCUCCAUUUCUUUUGUGUCCUCUAAAGCUUUCUUCACAUUCCACUGCUUCUUUUUCUGCGAGAAACCGACUGUCACCACCGUCCUAUCCACGCAUUAGAGCUAUCGAUCUUGAUCAAAACACGGUAGUGGCAAUAUCAGUUGGGUUUGUGAGCAUCGCUGUUGGGAUUGGUAUUCCAAUGUUUUAUGAAACCCAAAUCGACAAUGCUGCUAAGCGAGAAAAUACUCAGCCGUGCUUCCCCUGCAGUGGUUCCGGUGCUCAGAGAUGCAGAUUUUGUAUGGGAAGCGGCAAUGUUACUGUGGAGCUAGGUGGGGAUGAAAAAGAAGUAUCACGGUGCAUCAAUUGUGACGGUGCAGGUUCUUUGACAUGCACCACUUGUCAAGGCUCUGGAAUUCAACCUCGAUAUCUUGAUCGCAGAGAAUUCAAAGAUGAUGACUGAAGAUCAACAAGAAAAUGCUUGCCAUGGUUUUGGAGUCUAGGCAGCUAACAAGUAACAGAGGCCAAAGUUGAGCACCGAGGAAAGAUGGAACAAUCCCUUUUCUUUUCUUUCUUUCUUUUUUGUGAAACACCUUAUUUAUUUAUAAGAAUAUGUUUUUCCCUUCUUUUGUCAUAA
Molecule: messenger RNA, 797 nt
Organism: Mangifera indica (mango)
Lineage: Eukaryota; Viridiplantae; Streptophyta; Magnoliopsida; Sapindales; Anacardiaceae
Product: protein disulfide-isomerase LQY1, chloroplastic
Exons: 5
Coding region: 153-623 (156 amino acids)
Source: RefSeq, a predicted model, not a curated record